Messenger RNA from Drosophila obscura, 2479 nucleotides. RefSeq names its product autophagy-related protein 101 (gene Atg101). The record is from RefSeq and is a predicted model, not a curated record. The transcript has a single exon. Gene Ontology annotation, biological process: autophagy; autophagosome assembly. NCBI's taxonomy places the organism in Eukaryota, Metazoa, Arthropoda, Insecta, Diptera, Drosophilidae. Gene Ontology annotation, cellular component: phagophore assembly site. The coding region runs from base 563 to 1219 and encodes 218 amino acids.
UGAACCAACUUUAAACAAACAAAAACAAAAACAAAAAACAAUUACAAAUAAUAAGCAAAAAAGAACACCUGUGUAACACAACAGACACACACAGUUAGCUAGUAAGAGGCGCCGCGCCGCUCCGCGCCGCCCCGUUCCAUCGGAAAUCAAACUCAAAUCGUUCAAAGGUAUUUCCACUACCCAAAGGAAAGCCCGAACCCCAUAAGACAAUUUAUUAGCAGAAGCAACAGUAGGAAACAGUAUAGACAGCAGCAGCGCAGGGCAGGGCAGGGCUUAUACCUUAUAGAGAACAUAUAGAAAUUAAGUUGAAUGUAAAUUAGAAUCUAAAUGCAGGCAACCAUUACUGGCAGACAGUAAUUCAACUAAAAGCAAACUGUGAGACCGAGACCGAGACCUAAAAGCCUAAAAUUGAAGAACAAACGAAAAAGGAAAGAAUUCUGUAGCAAGUGAAAAGCGUGGAAUACAAAAUAGAGGAACGGAGGAGCAGAGCAGCCUCAAGCAUAACCAUAUCCAUCCCCUAAGCACUGUAAAUAGCCAAUAUACAAAUAGAUAAAACGACACAAUGAACGCGCGCUCGCAGGUGUUCGAUCUGACUAUGGAGGGCCUGCAGGUGGACGAGGCGGUGACCACCAUCUUCCAGACAGUACUCUUCCAUCGUUGCCUGGGAAAGUUUAUGUACACGGGCGACGCCCAGUACUCGAUCGGCACCGUCGGCUACACGGAUGUCGACUGCAACUUCAUCGACUUCACCUAUGUGUGCUGCACCUCCGACAGCCUCACGCACAAGGUGAAGCGCGCCAUCAACUUGUUCAGCGAAAAGUUGCGCUCCAACGAGAGCUGCGGCUCGGGGCAGAUAAGCUUGGAGUUCUUUCAAAAGAAGAAGAACCGCUGGCCAUUCCCGCAGGAGUCCAUCCCGUGGGAGGUGUGGACGGUGCACCUCGAUCUGAUCAAGCACGAGAACGAGGACGAGCGGCAGCUGUGCCGCGAGAAUGUCUCUGAUCUCCUGACCGAAAAAGUCAUAUACAUUACCGAGCUGAUGAAUCGGCACGACUAUGUGCCCAAGACACCCAGCCAGAGCGAGCUGGACCUGAUCUUCGACACAUCCUUCCCCGAUGUCCAGCCGUAUUUGUUUAAGUUCGAUUACUCCACCUCUGGCUCGGCGGCUCCCUCCAUGGGCAAUGCCAUGAAAAAGAUCAUCAAGGAGACGCUCGCAAUGUGACUGGCUAAAGCUAAACGAGCCCCAAUCGAAUCGUUUUACGUUUGCGUUUACGUUUACGCUUACGUUUACUUACUGUAGAAAUACCAAAACAAAACAAGUGAGCGCGAAAUUCCAUUCCGCUACCAAGAGUUGGGCCGGCCUACCUCCCCAAGCCCAAAAUUCAAAAUUUAAAAAUUUUGCUAUCAUUAUUUUCCUGCUUUUGGGCAACAGUUUGUGCAGCAUAUUUCGAUCCGAUCCGAGCCAUUUGUAAUGGUGAUAAUGAUAAUCCGAGUACGAAGUAGUUAAAUAUUUAUUGUGUGCCCCCGCACCCCCGUUCCCAUGCUGAGCUUGAAUCUAGUAUGUAAAGGGCGGAGUCCGCCUGGAAGUUCGCUUUGUUACUACUUUUAGUUGUUAUUGAUGGAUUUUGUUAGUGCAGAUGUGAGCCUUGUGCGGUGUAGUGCCAGAAAUUGCAAUAUCCAUAUGUAGAUUCGAUUCGGUUUAUCUGCUAGUUGGUACAGUUGCAGGAGAGAGGAGGUGGGUACACUGCGUGACCUAUAGAAGAAGCCUCUGUGCAGCUUUUUAGUUCAUAUAACAUGGGGGAGUCCGCCCCGAACAUAUAUAAAGUUUCGCUUUGCUGUUUGUAUUUACAAUCAUUAAAUGGUUACAUCAGAAGAGUUAGAGCUAGAGCUAGAGCUAGAGAUAGUCGUAGGUCCCCUUAGAAAAUGUUCGUUUAAAUGUGUUCCAUGCAAAAGAGUAGGACGGAUAGAGAGAGAAUGAGUGAGUGAGAGCGAGCGAGAUGUAUAGGAAGUGAUGUGGAUAUGGUCAUGUGUGAUUUGUGGUUCUAUUUUUCUUUAAACACUUCAAGCCUUGGUUAGAACGAAAACAGAACCGAAACAGCUACAGCUACAGCUACAGAAUAUUACUCAUUGAUGGACCAAGCGUAAAAGUAAAAGUGAAAGUAAAAGAUACAUAAGUUUUGAUCAGUAAUUCUAUCGAUAAAUCUGCAUUAGAUGAUCCCCCGGCUAAUUUAACAAUUAAACUUAGGCUAAACUCAUUAGUGGGCCAAACACCCCACCAAAUCAAUCAAUCAAACGGCCCACGCGUCCCCAAAAGCUACAAAAGCUACAAAAGCUUAACUUGAGCACCCCUAGCAACUAAGUAUCUAAGUAUCAAUGUAUCUGUGUGCGUAUGUACAUUUAUUGUAAGUGUGGAUUCGGUGCGGCAUAUUCCAUUCGAUUAGCUUGAACUAACGUGUUACUUAAUACCUUACCUUACCUUACC